This is a messenger RNA of Ceratosolen solmsi marchali, 1824 nucleotides long. It is a transcript of the gene Rexo5, whose product is annotated as RNA exonuclease 5. The transcript has 2 exons. The record is from RefSeq and is a predicted model, not a curated record. Gene Ontology annotation, molecular function: nucleic acid binding; exonuclease activity. Gene Ontology annotation, cellular component: nucleus. Bases 43 to 1824 code for a protein of 593 amino acids. Lineage: Eukaryota; Metazoa; Arthropoda; Insecta; Hymenoptera; Agaonidae.
UAUAACAUGCAAGUGAUUAACUAAAAUUUAAAUAUUAUUUGCAUGGUUAAAAUGUUAACAUCUUUGAAAGAUUUUAAACCACCACUUUUAGGAGAAGAUUUUAGUAAUUUAAAAAAUAGACUUCGUGAGAGAAAGAAAAUACUUUCAUCAAUUCCUCGACUUCGAUUAUUGUCAGUAGGUGUAAGUGCCAGUUUAUCAUUAAACAUUAAUAGUCAAGAGCGUAUUCCUAUUUAUUAUAAUGAUAUUCAAAAUUUACUUCUAUAUUCCAUACUUGGACAUAAUUCACCUUAUUUACCAGAAAGAUGGUGUAAACUUGAUAAAUACAAUAAAAUUUCACAUACAAUAGUUUUUGUUAUUGAAGGAUUAACCGUUGAUCAUUAUUUAUCUAAUGAAUCACUACUUCGACAUGUAACAUCUAAAUUGGAAUAUAAAUUAGAAAUUAUAACUUCAUCAAUUUGUGGUAGCUCAUUUUUGGAAGAACUUAUUAAUGUACCUCUUACUAUAUCACAAAAAUCUUAUCUUAUAAACAAAUUUGGUUCAUUAGAGAAAGCAUAUCAAAAUAAUAGAAACAUAAUAAAGUGCUUUAAAGCAAUUUUUCCAAUUCAAUCAUUUUUUAAAAUUCAAAUAAACAAAAAAGAUGAAGAAUUACCUUCAAAUGAUAAAUUUUCAAGAACUAAAUUGUUACUUUCAUCGUGGCAACUUAUAGAAGAAAAUUAUCCAAUACCUUUAAAAGGAUUUAUUGAAAGUUAUCCAGAUUACAUUUUAACUAAAGAUAUUUAUAAUGAAGUUCAUUCAAAAUCGCAAAUGUUUGGUCUUGAUUGUGAAAUGUGUCAAACAAUCAAUGGUAUGUUGGAAGUUACAAGAGUAUCCAUUGUAGAUGAAGAAUUAAAUAUUGUUUAUGACACAUUUGUUAAGCCAUAUAAUAAAAUUAUUAAUUAUCUUACUCAAUACAGUGGUAUUACUAAAAAUAUUUUAGAAAAUGUAACAACAAGGUUAUGUGAUGUACAGGCAUCUAUAAGGGCUCUUCUUCCUUCAGACGCUAUUCUCGUAGGGCAGAGUCUUAAUUCGGAUUUAAAUGCUUUAAAAAUGAUGCAUCCUUAUAUUAUUGAUACAUCUGUUAUUUUUAAUUUAAGUGGUCAAAGAACGCAUAAAACUAAAUUAAAAGUCCUUGUAAAAUCAUUUUUAAAUGAACAAAUACAAAUUAAUAAAGAAGGUCAUUGCUCAAUAGAAGAUUCAAAAGCUUCAAUCAAAUUAGUAAAAUUAAAAUUAGCAAAAAGUCUGAACUUUGGUGAUUCAGUAUUUACAGAAUUAUUUCAUUCAAACUCAAAUGAGUUCUAUUUUAAAACAUAUGAAAAAUGUCAUGUAAAUGAAAAAUCAACAUCUAUUUUAAGUUCUUCAAUUUUUAAUCAUGUUUCCAAAAUAUUUACAAAAACUUCUGCAAUUUUUGGAUCUAAUGAAAUAGUAAAUGACUAUUCAAGAAUCUCAAACAAUUCAGCGUUAUACAUUCAGAAAGAUCAAAAUUUUGAAAAAAGAGAUAAUGUAAAACUUAUAAUUACUCAAAAUAAUAACGAUACAAUUACUAGAUGUUCAGAAAAUGCAAUACAGCAUAAUUUAAAUUUUUGUCAUAUUAAAUUAAAAACUAAGCAAUUAUCAAAAGAAAACCUAAGUAAGACAUUAAGUUCUGUGAAUAAAUGGAUUAGAAUGCUUUGGAAACAUACUGAAUUAUAUGGUUUAAUGUGCGUAAUAUUCAGUGGAGAUACAAAUUCAAAUGGAGCUUGUUUUUUAAAUAUAAAGAAAAGUAUAAAUACUGAAUAUAAAAAAUAA